GGCAAAUACAGUCAGAAAAAGAAAAACUUGUAGUUCACUUCUGCUUUGAUCACACUUAAUCAGACAAGUGAUACUGGGCAAUUGUGCCAGAUGCUCUGAGAGGGAAUCUAUGCAAACCACGCUGGCCUUCAAGAGGAUUGAGAUGGCUCUGGAUCUUGGAGAAUCAUUUUCCCAAAUUGUCUUUCAACAGUUCUUACUUUUCCCCAGAAUGUGCUUUGAACAAAAUUAAUUGAACUGUCUUGCUAAUGAACAUGCAGCCCUGUUUUGAGAAUGUAAAUCAGCUGGCAAAACACCUGCCAAGUCAAGUGUCUUAUCCUAACGUAAUGGGUGACUAAAUACACAUUCCUAUGCUGGAGAUUUAAAUAAUCCUUUAGAGCACUGCUGAGAGUACCAGAGGCUUUGGCAGACAGAGGAAAACCUACGAAAGAGGAUGAACAAGCUGCAGAGACUGCUUCAGAACAAGAUCCUGAUCCUGACAAUAUGUGCUGCUGGGAUUGGAGGCACUUUCCAAUACGGUUACAACAUCUCCAUCAUCAAUGCUCCAGCUUCAUACAUCCAGACGUUCAUGAACACGACCUGGCUGGAGCGCACGGGUGUUCCCCUGGAGAGCAACGUGAUCCUGCUGCUCUGGUCCUUCACUGUCUCUGCAUAUCCCCUGGGAGGCCUCACUGGGGCUGUGGUUGCUGGUCCCAUGGCCAUCAUGUUGGGAAGGAAGAUGUCCCUGCUGCUCAACAAUGUCUUUGUGAUCAUAGCUGCAGCCCUGUCAGGAUUCAGCCGAAUGGCAAAAUCCUUUGAAAUGAUUAUGCUCAGCAGAUUUUUUACUGGCAUGAAUGCAGGUGUGAGCAUGAACAUUCAGCCCAUGUAUUUGGCGGAAAGUGCCCCAAAGAAGCUCAGAGGAGCUGUGGCCUUGACCUCUGCAUCGUUUACAGCCCUGGGGUUGGUGCUGGGACAGGUGGUUGGACUCAGGGAGCUUCUAGGCAGGGAGGAGAGCUGGCCAUUCCUUUUAGCAAGCAAUGUGGUACCUGCCCUGAUCCAGCUCACAGCUCUGCCUUGGUUCCCUGAAAGUCCCAGAUACCUCUUGAUUGACCGUGGAGACAAAGAAUCCUGCAUCUCUGCACUGCAGAAGCUCAGAGGCACCAGUGACCUGAGUGCAGAGCUGGAAGAGAUGCUGGCUGAACAGGCUGCUGUUAAAGGUCAGAGAGCAAAGAACCCGUGGGAGCUCUUCCAAAAUCCAUCUCUGAGGUGGCAGCUGGUGAGCAUCGUUGUGCUGAGCAGUGCCAUGCAGCUCUGCGGGAACGACUCGAUGUAUUUUUAUGCAGCUUAUGUGUUCCAAGAGGCUGGAAUUCCUCAGGACAAAAUCCCAUAUGUUGUAAUCGGUACAGGAAGCUGUGAACUGAUCACGUCUGUCACCUGUGUGAGACUCUUAAUGCACUCUGCUGACACGCAACCUCUGUUGACAGUGUGGAGGCUGUUGAACAUGAUUAUAGACUAUGCUGGUCGGAGGCCGCUGCUGCUGGGGGGCUACAUCUUCAUGGCAGGAUGGGCCAUUGUCUUCAUGGUCGCUCUGAGCCAGCAGACUCAGAUUAGCUGGAUGCCUUAUCUCAGCAUGGCCUGCAUUUUCGCCUAUAUCCUGAGCUUUGGAAUCGGACCAGCUGGUGUAACAGGAGUUCUGCCCACAGAGGUUUUUGAUCAGAUGUCCCGGCCAGCUGCUUACAUGAUCUGUGGCUCCCUGCUCUGGUUCAACCUAUUUCUGGUUGGAACAGCCUUUCCAUUCAUCGUGAAAAGUCUAGCACAUUUCUGCUACAUCCCAUUCCUUGUGGUCUGUGUCUGCACUGCACUCUACGUUGGAUUUUUCCUCCCUGAGACAAAGGGAAAGUCCUUCCUAGAAAUCUCGGAGGAGUUCAAGAAACGGAACUUCAGAACUAAGACCCGUGCGGGUUUUUAUAAAGGCCCUGAAGAGAUCAAAACCACCACACUGUAGCAGAAGAAAGGAAGAUGGAACCUGGGGGAGUGGAGCAGUUAAUUCAGCAGUGGUUGUGUUCCCUCGCAGGGACACUAAGAGAAAAGUAGGGUUAGGGACAAUACAUUACUCUUAGGUCCUUAAGUUCACCUUGAAAACACAUGCUUGAACUGAUAAAUACAAACAGAAGUUUGAUAAUCUGUUCUCAGUUUUUAGUACUGAGUAACACUUGCAUAUUUUAGAAUCCAGUGACAGAAUGAUGCCUUGUUCUCUUAUCAUCAAACAACACCAUGUAAUGCUUGAGCAAAUUUCCUCAGAAUUUCUCCUCUACCCAAACAGUAACUUCCAUCUCAGAAGUUUCUUUCCUUGCCCCUGAAUCUGGGCUCUCUAACACAGAAAUUAAUGCGAUUAAAUUCUGUUUUCAGACAUCAGAUGAAAUUUUCAGUACCUUGUCUUGGUGCUCCCGUUGUUUCUGUUAUUAAGUGAUUUCAAAUAGACCCCUACUUGUUGAGCAAUAGUGAGCAGUUAAUUAUUUUCAGCUAUAAAAGCAUGUGACAGAUGGAUUAUGAAGAAAGCUUCUAGUACUUGCUAAGUGGCUUAUUAUACAACAGACUUUUGGGCAUUGUUUUGCAGAAUAUUUAUUCUGGACUGGUUUUCUUCAUGGCUUGUUUGUUGUCUUCCAGUCCUAUAUUGUAAAGCACAAGUUCCCCAGUCCAGUUUGUACUGCUCUCACAGACACUGCUGGUGCACCUUGUAGGGUUUUGUGCCUGUGCUCUGCUAAUGGUAAGUGUGUGAGGAGCUCGUAUGCAGCAGCUUAUUUGGGGUGUGGAGAUUUAGAUCACACCUGGACAUUCUCUGCAGCAUGUUCUUGUUGUCUCCACAAAGCACACUGGAAAAGACCCAGAUGUGAUAGUGAUUGCUUUUAGUUAACCUGGUACAGAAGAGGGCAACACUCCUCAGUUAAUAAGGCCUUUCACUUUGUUCAUAUGAAAGUCACAGCACUGCUGAUGGUUGCAGCAAAGAACAGACACAUUUUCAAAAGAAGUUGCUAAAGUUUCUCUCAGUGUAUUUUUUAACUACAUUUUUUGGGAAAUACAGAACUUUUGAAUGACAAGACUGUAAACAUUUCCAGAGUGUAUUACUGUCAUUACUGGGCAUGUGUGGAGCAGCAGAUCUAUUUCUCAGAGGUGGAGUCUGUGCAAGAACUCUCUUUCACUACCUGAAGUUUAUAACAUACAAAAAAUAAAGAGUAAACUUUU
Molecule: messenger RNA, 3219 nt
Organism: Neopelma chrysocephalum (saffron-crested tyrant-manakin)
Lineage: Eukaryota; Metazoa; Chordata; Aves; Passeriformes; Pipridae
Gene: SLC2A11
Product: solute carrier family 2 member 11
Exons: 12
Coding region: 431-1981 (516 amino acids)
Biological process (GO): monosaccharide transmembrane transport
Cellular component (GO): membrane
Molecular function (GO): hexose transmembrane transporter activity
Source: RefSeq, a predicted model, not a curated record